UACUUCUGCUCCCUUCAGCCACACUGAUCAGAGCCAGGCACGCACCUGCAGGGCCGCCCGUGAGGCGAAAGACACGGAGCCCGCACAGCUCCCACCUGCGCCCGCUGACCCGGCGCGUUUAUGACUCUGCAGGCCGAAGACAGCUUGCAGUCGGCACGAGCCGCACGCGGUAGGGGUGGGCUAUCCCGCGUGCGACCUGCUCUCCUUCCCUCAGCGAAGAGCCCUACGCCGCCCGGUGCCGCUCGGCCGAGAGGGGGGCGGCCCGUGGCCGAGGCCCCCGCUCCCUGCACCGGCGGGCUCCUCCCCGUCGCGAAGCCGCUGCCCCGCCUGCCCCGCCUCAGCCCGGCGCCCCGGCCGUUCUCGCCAUGCGGCUCUGGGUGCUGCUCAGCCUGCUGCUGCUGCAGGAGACGUUGCCGCACGGCUUAUGUGCAUGUGGCACAUGGUGAGAACAGAUAGCAGCUGUGUGUGAGCCUCUGAGAUCAGUCACUGCACUGCUGGAAAUAAGUGCACCUUUUAAGCAACUGCAGCAUGCAUCUCAGCUCCUGCUGGACAGUUAUUGGACAGUCUGCAAAAAGUAAGCGUCAAAAAGAACCAGGGGAAAACAAAAUCAAGCCUAUCAACAAAAAAGUAAAACCCAAGGGCCUAAAAAUGAAGGAAAGGGAACCUGUCGACUCUUCCUCCAAGUCCCAGUCCAUACUGAUGCAGGUGAUGGAUAAAGGCCGUUUCCAGAAACUGACUGCUACUUUAAGCCUGUCUGCAGGACAAAGCAUAGAACUGCGAUGUAAGGGGAGUAAUGUGACUUGGAGCUAUCCUUCAUACUUGGACACCUUUAAAGACUCCAGACUCAGUAUAAAGCAGUUGGACAGGUAUGGUCAGCUGAUCCUUACAAACUCCACUGCGGCAGACACUGGUGAAUAUAGCUGCUGGCUUCAGCUGUGCAAUGGUAACAAAUGCAGGAAGGAUGAGACAAAAACAGGUUCAACGUACAUCUUCUUCACAGAUAAAGAGGAACUUUUUGUACCUACUCCCAGUUAUUUUGAGAUUGUCUACCUGAACCCAGAUAAACCUGCUGUCAUCCCAUGCCGUGUCACUACUCCUUCAGCAAAAGUUACUCUACACAGGGAAUUUCCAGCAGAAGAAAUUGAAACAGAUGAAACUAAUAUUAUUUAUGAUGCGAAGAAGGGCUUUGUCUACCAGCACCCUACUUCUGAUCAUAAAGGUAUUGUCUACUGCAAAGCAGAGUCACAGGGAGCACCUCAGAUUUCCAUCAAGUAUCACCUACUCUAUGUGGAAGUCCCCAAGGGCCCACCCUCAGCCACGAUUGUGGCAUCACCCAGUAGAGCCAAAGUCAGUGAUGGUAUCCACGUAGCCUGCACUGUCCUUGGGGAGCCAGAUGUAGAUGUGAACUUCAGCUGGCAGUACCCAGGGCAAGAGCUGGAACGGCCUGUGAUCACACAGAAUUUCUGGAGACUGAUAAACAGAGGGACUGGACACACCACAAGAAUCUCAAAGAGUGUUCUCAUUAUUGAGGAUUUUGAAGCCAGAGAUGCUGGAAACUAUAUUUGUAUAGCUCAGAACCUACAAGGAGCAACAACAGUGGCAACUAGAGUUGAACUAAACUAAUGGAAAGGCUUCUGGACUCCGUAAUGAACUGUAUGUUGCUUUGCAUUUUAACCAUUCUGGGUUUUUUUGUUAAUGUUUAUAUAAAGUUUUCUCUAUUACAUUCUUUUCCUAUGUCAGUGCAUCCCACUUUCACUAGAUUGCCAGGCCAAAACAUGUUGCCUUACACCUGGCCAUAAUCAGUUGUGAGUUAGAAACACUAUAGAUUUACUACUAAGUUUAAUGCUAUAAAGUGUAAUCCACUUGAAGCCUGAAUAUGCAUAUGGCUUAUUGUACUUGGGAAUAGAUGCUCUUGCAUUUUCCUUUGCGUGUGGCCUUUUUCCUCCAACUCUUCUACAGGGUUAACCUGCUGGAUGGUUUGUGCCUUUUUCCUCUGUGAAAACUCAGGGGAUUUGUAAUACCUUCAGAAACCCGUCAGUGCAGGUGCAUCUCUUCUGGUGCUGUGCAAUAUAAAAUAUAGAGUACUGUACAUGUUUAAAACAAAAAAGCAAAAAUCCAUAAAAAAAAAAUUCUGAUAGAACUAGCCAAU
Phasianus colchicus (ring-necked pheasant) is the source of this 2149-nucleotide messenger RNA. It is a transcript of the gene PDGFRL, whose product is annotated as platelet derived growth factor receptor like. NCBI's taxonomy places the organism in Eukaryota, Metazoa, Chordata, Aves, Galliformes, Phasianidae. The record is from RefSeq and is a predicted model, not a curated record.